AUAGACAAUCAGGAAGUUUCCCGUCCCACCUCAACAGAUGUAUAGGUCUGGUUCUGGAAGUUUUACGAGCUGAGAAAGACAGUCAAACAUUACACCAAGUGCAUUUACAGCUCAACAGGCAACCAGAACCUGGAAAAAAAUACCUACGUGAUGCAGAGAAGAAAUAUUAUGCACUGACAUCACAUCGUUACACUCUGGAUGCCGUAGAACAGCAAAUUGAAGAUAUGAAGAUGGUCACUGACAUGGAAGCACGCCAGAAAUUCCUCAUGGUCGUAUACAAAAUACACGAACAUGGAGUUCAUAAACUCAAUAAACAUGUUGAAAGGUCAAAUCGAUUGUUGGCAGAGGCUUAUAGGGUCACUCUUAGAAAGCUAGAGACUUUACCACAGAAAAUGUUCCUUGAUCAGGCUAUUAGGUACUGUAAACAGCUACUGGCACAAAAAUCCAAGAAGGCCCAGGAUUCUAAAUCCCCCGUUGGCGCAUCAUCUCCUGUGCCAGCCAGUUUUAUACCACCUUCAGAGCCUGUUGAUCUGUCUACGAAAACAGUGAAACCUCCAACUUUGAUCAGUCUUGCCAAUAUUAUGAAAAGUCAGGGAGCAAGUUACAGCAUGCAAAAAGUGGUGGAAAAAAGUACAGCUAAACCUUCGAUUGAAUGUGCAAGUACUGAUAAUAGUCAGUCAAAUAAUGACAUACCUGCAAGUGAGAAACAAUCCACUGAGAAAGGAGAUGAAUCAGAUGUUAUAGUUCUUUCUGAUAGUUCUUUAGAUUCCCCUUUGAAAAAGAAUGAUAUUGAAAAGACUAAACCUGCUUCACCAGCUUUGAAUUCCAAUGCACCUACUGUAAAAAUUAAAAUGGGCUUACUCCAGGCAGUAAAAAAAUUAAAACCAAACAAGGAAGGUGGUAUAACAAGUGGAGAUAAUGAAACCUCACAGGAUGAAGUUUUGUCGUCUGCUUUAUCUGAAGAUGAAAGUGAGGCUCCUUUCCCGUCUGCUUCAGAUGAACAAGAGGCAAAGGCUAAUUCAACAACAACUUCUUCAUCAUCAUCAUCGUCGUCAUCAUCAUCUAGUGAGAGUGGAAGUAGCAGUGAUGAAGAAAGUGAUGAUGCUAAUGAUGGUGAUGAAGAUGAUAAUGAUAAAAGUGAUGACAGUGAUGAUGAAGAGUCAAGUAGUGAUGAAAAUGAGAGUGAUGAUAAUGGAGGUGAUGAGGAUGAAGAUAAUGCUGGUAAAUCAAACAAUAAAAAUUCCAUUAAAAAGAUAGAAAAUAAACCACAGAGUGUUCAAAGAACAAUGAAAGUAGUUCCAACAACGGAAGAUGAAGAAGAGAGUAGUGAUAAUGAUGAUGAAAUAGAUCUAAUAAGUAGUAAUGAAGAAGUGGAUGAGGAUGAUGUAAAAGACAAGGAUUAUAACGCAAGUGAAGAUGACAUUGAUGAUGAUGUUAUCAUGAUAUCAGAUGAAGAAUAUGCACCUAAAGGAAAAGCUGUAAUUCCUUCACCCCCACAUACAAGUGCUCAAAUGGGAACUGAGGUUCUUGUAAAAGAAGUUCCAGACUUUGAUCCCUCUUUGAUUUCAGGUUUGAUUGCAGAUGUUGAGCCAGUUCCAGUUGGGCUUCCAAUUGCUAAUAGAGCUAGUUCUAAUUUUGGACAAAGUGCAAUGGACAUUGAUAAAACCUGAAGUAUUUUGAUUGAAAUAUUAAUUUUUUUUUAAGGAUGAAUCAUUGAAAUGAUUUUGAUAUUAUAAUUGGAGUAUUUGUUCGUUUUGGAAAUUGUUCAUGGUAUUUGUUAAAACGUGCUUAGUUAACCAUAAGUUGUGAAUUUCUAAGAUUCUAAUAAUUCAGGGUCUUUCUAAACUUUUUUUAAACAUUCUUAUAUUACUGAACUCCUGCUCUUCGAUUUAUUUCAAAAUAAAUUUUGUAAGAAAAAUUGGAUGAUCCACACAAAAAUGAAGAACUCGUUUGGCAGGAGUAUUUUUAGGGGGUCAUGAUCACAAUACCAUUUGAAAAAGAGUAUUAGAUAUUUCAAUGAAUUGUUGAACAUGUCUUUACUUGUUGUAUUUAAAUACUACCUGAGUGUUUUCUGCAAGAAGCCAGUAACGUAACCUUUGUGUAUAGCCCUUGUACUAAUAAAUCAUUUUUCCUUUAAAUUUCUAGCACAAAAGCUAUGAAAAUUCAUAUAUUUGCAAUAUGAAUUUAUGAUUUUUCUGUUAAAAAUUCCAACGUUUUGUCUUGUGAACUGUUUUUAAAUUCUUCCAAUAUUUGCCAAAAGCCAGUUAACAGUCUGUAAUUGUGGAAUAUUGCUCUUGUUGUAUGCAUUGAUGUUGUAAAGUAAAAAAGAAAUAUGGCCAAGAAAUGUGUAGAGUUAUGCUUGAAAACAACCAACGAACAGUAUUUUAGUCACGUUGCACUGUCUAUUUUCUUUUGUGGGCCGUUUAUCUGACGUCACAGAGUUCAUUAAAGUAUCUUCUGUUAUUUAAAACCAAAGUCAUCUGAGCAGAUGCAACCGGAUUCUUAGAUAUACAUUUUCUCCCUGAAAAGUAAAGAAACUUGUAUGUCUGUCUGUUUAAGUUUAGUGUGUGAAAAAAAUGAACAAAGAAUAACAUAUGUUUGUUAAGCAAGCGGUUCUCCUUACCGUAGAUACUACAAUAUCAAAUGUAUAACUAAUUUAUUAGUUUGUAAACAAUAACUGACUUCCGUUAUAAGGUUCUACAGAGCUAAAUUUAUAAGACCUUGUAAGUAGUUAUUGUUUUUAGCUCACCAGAGCACAGAAUGCUAUUGUGAUACCAUGAAGUCCAGCAUUAACAUUGUUACUAUAACAACAUCUAUAAACUGCUUAACAAAUAGUGAUAUUGCUAUAAAUGUUCCGGUCCGCUGAACAAGAUGGCCUGCUGAAAAAGAUGGCCUCGUUAAUAACAUUGUACCUGAAACGUUGUGUUAAUUCCUGUAUAACAUAUACUUGUACAUACUAAGUAAAAAUACACAAUCACAUGAUCAAAUUUAGAAAAGAGAUAUUUAAUAUUGCUUAUAUCUUUCCAAUGUUCCUUGUAUGACAUUUAAAUGAAAGACAUGUUUGUUUAAUAGCAUGAUUGUUUAGUAUGUCUCCGAGUAAAAUCACACAAACCCAUGUUAAAGUUUUCUUGUUUACAAACGGUCACUUCCAGUUGGCACAUCCUGAAUGAAUUACGUGUUAGUAAGAAUUUAAGAAAUAAAGCCCUAAUAUUAAAUAAAUUAUUGGAACAUAUCUAUGAUAUAAACAAUAUCAAACAUGAAUUUUUAAAAUUUUCAAAUUUAUUGGUUCAACUUAAUAUGUAUAUUUUAAGUAUUUCAAGUUAACACUUUUGUGGCAGAUGUAAAAAUAACGGCUAAAUACGAUUUUGUUUAUUAUGUUCCGCACUGAGACAUUAUAGACAUUAUUCAUUUCUGCAAACACAGUAAGUAGCUGUCCAUUAUUUUGAUAUAUUGGAUACUUUUUAGCAAAUAUUGGAUAGUUUCUUCAUCUGUCAGUACCAUAAACACAAUACUGUACAAAUAUAACGAA
Molecule: messenger RNA, 3529 nt
Organism: Ruditapes philippinarum (Manila clam)
Lineage: Eukaryota; Metazoa; Mollusca; Bivalvia; Venerida; Veneridae
Exons: 4
Biological process (GO): chromatin organization
Cellular component (GO): nucleus
Molecular function (GO): nucleosome binding
Source: RefSeq, a predicted model, not a curated record